Messenger RNA from Morone saxatilis (striped sea-bass), 1380 nucleotides. RefSeq names its product charged multivesicular body protein 1b. The transcript has 8 exons. NCBI's taxonomy places the organism in Eukaryota, Metazoa, Chordata, Actinopteri, Moronidae. The record is from RefSeq and is a predicted model, not a curated record. Gene Ontology annotation, cellular component: ESCRT III complex; multivesicular body. The coding region runs from base 157 to 756 and encodes 199 amino acids. Gene Ontology annotation, biological process: protein transport; endosome transport via multivesicular body sorting pathway; late endosome to vacuole transport.
UCAUAUUUUGGUCAGACACCAGGAAGUGGGGAAGAAGGCGAAGACCGAAACCCGAGUUGCGCCGACAGGUUUUGCUUUGUUUUACUUCUUUUUUUGCGGACUUCUCCGUGAGGAUUCGGUUGUGUAGUCGUUGCGGUCUCGAGGACUCGCCCGCAGAUGCCGAACAUGGAGAAAAAUCUCUUCAAUUUAAAGAUGGCCGCCAAAGAACUCCAAAGAAAUUCCAAGAAAUGUGACAAAGAGGAGAAAAUUGAGAAGGCUAAAGUCAAGAAAGCCAUCCAGAAGGGCAACACGGACGUGGCGAGGAUCCAUGCCGAGAACGCCAUCAGACAGAAGAACCAGUCUGUGAACUUCCUGAGGAUGAGCGCUCGGGUAGACGCAGUGGCAGCGAGGGUCCAAACUGCCGUCACGAUGAACCAGGUCACAAAAUCGAUGGCUGGAGUGGUGAAAGGCAUGGACUCCACGCUUAGGUCUAUGAAUCUGGAAAAGAUUUCAGCUCUUAUGGACAAAUUUGAGCACCAGUUUGAAACUCUGGAUGUUCAGACAGCGCAUAUGGAGGACACCAUGAGCAGCUCAACAACACUCACAACACCACAGAAUCAAGUGGACUCGUUGCUGCAUGAAAUGGCCGAUGAAGCAGGAUUGGACCUGAACAUGGAGCUCCCUCAGGGCCAGACAGGAUCAGUGGGUACCAGCGUGGCCUCUGCAGAACAGGAUGAACUGUCUCAAAGACUCGCCAAACUCCGAGAUCAAAUGUAAAGGAUGACUGCAGUGGACUUCAGAUGUGGAGCUCUAGAUGUGUACACUACCUGAAUAUUACUCCCAAAUACCUUUUUUAUGUACAUCGAGUCUUUUCUCCUCUUUUCAUCUCGCGUGUCUGUCGAGAAGCUACUGUAUCAUGUUUUUGUUUGUUUCUGCAGAUAAUGGCCCCUGUUGGUUCUGAGUUAAUAAUAACCUUUGGAUACCUUUAAUGUAAAGUAACAGAGAUGCUGGUUGUGAAAAAAUUAUAUAUUUCUCAAAUAUACAUAUUUACCCAUGAGGAAGAUCAGCUUUAUUGUUUAAUAUGUAUACUUAAGAACUACGUAUAUUGUUUAAAAACAUGAAGCGUGACAGUUAUUACUGUGUGUUUAUAGGCAGAUUUCACAUACUCAUGGUGAAUACGCUUAAGGUUUUGGGCUAUAGAAUUAAAUUGUUGGUUCAUACUGCAGAAAACAUGCAUUUUCUCUUGGUAUCAAAGAGUUAAAGACCUUCCCCCUUUACUGUUGGGUUGAUUUGAUGUAUCGGAUGUUAAGUCCGUGUGUUUGUCUGGUCAUCUUCAGGAUUUUCACUGAUCAUUUGGGAAGGGGUUACAUACAGUGAGUAUGAAAUAAAAUUUUAUAAUAC